AGAUAUCCAAAGUGUGACAGGUUAUGUUUUUGUGUUUUCUAUGAAAAGAUUAUGCAAACGUUUGCAUGGACUGUAUAAUAUGUAGUCAGUAUUUUCAUGGAGUUAUUAGUCAUUACAAUGUGAGUGCCAUAACACAAACACUUUUUGAAAACUAAUGAAAAAUCCUGCCACUGUAUUUGUAACGGGAAGGACAUAAGUUUAUCGCAAAGAAUUUACCUGUCCAUCGCUGAAAACAUUUUUUGAAGAUGAAAUUUUUUCCGAUCUGGCUAAUCCUUAUAGGUUAUCUUAAGGCUACACCGUGGAAUAAUCUCACUGCAAACAUUGCAGUCGUAGAGUUUCAGCCAAUAAGAGAUCCCUCCCUUUCAACAAAUGAAAGAAUUUUACAAAACACCAAAAAAUACGUUGAAAUAGUAACAGACACCAAUUCUGUUAGUAAACUUGAUUUGAUCAUUUUUCCUGAAGCGAGCUUACGAAACAACCCCGAAACAGCAGUGGAAAUCCAAAUAAAAAGCAACCCUUGCAGUUCUGUAACUUACCCUCAAUUUUUAAGCGACCUAUCAUGCACAGCUCGAAAAUUCCGGACUUACCUCGUUGUAAACCUCGUUGAAAAAUCAAAGUGUGACGAUAACCAAAACUGUAAAAAUGAUAGCUUUUACUUCUACAAUACUGACGUAAUUUUUGAUCGAAAGGGCAUUAUUAUUUGUAAAUAUCGAAAAUAUAAUUUAUUUGGCGAAUAUGAGUUAGACAAACCUACAAUAUCUGAAAAUGUGACGUUUGACACCGAUUUUGGUAUAAAGUUUGGCGUUUUCACAUGUUUCGACAUUAUGUUCAAAAAUCCAGCAGAAGAUUUAUUGGAGAAAGACGUUGAUGGAAUUAUUUUUCCAAGCAUGUGGUACUCAGAGUUGCCCUUUUUAACAGCUCUCCAAGCCCAACAAAUGUGGGCUUACGCACAUGACGUCACCUUCUUUGGGGCUGGAGCUAACACGCCUUCUGCUGGUAGUGGGGGGAGUGGAAUUUACGCAGGUUCCAGAGGCACAGUAUCAGAAGGAAUUGUGGCAAAUGGUGAUUCUCGACUUUUUUUAUAUGAAAGCAAAAAUGGGGAAAUCUCUCCUCCUCCACAUGAAGACAUCGAUGUUUUAGGAAAAGAAAUGGAUUCAUUUAAACUGUAUACUGACAAUAGUUUAAGAGAAUUUAAUUCCACAGUUUUAAACAUUUCUGCAACAAAUUUACAGAAGGAGCUAUGUCAUGGCAAUCAAAAAGAUCGCCUUUGUUGUAAUUUUGAUGUUACUGUGUCUACGCAAGAAUUAAAUCGAGAUCUUCAUUCUUACACUUACCACAUAGUAGCAUUUUCAGGAAUUCGUUCUUUCAUGAGUGUAUACAACGGAGGAAUAGAGUUAUGCGCUGUGGUAGCGUGUUUGAACGAUUCAUUAUCGUCCUGUGGACACAGAUUUUCAAAUUAUGAAGACAUUCGGUGGCCUAUAGUAUUCGAAAAAAUUUCCAUUCGAGCAAAUUUUGAAAAUCAUGAGAAUAAGACUCAAUUUCCUAAUUCUUUGUUGAGUUCUAUACGUCCGAUUAAUGCUAGCGAAACCAUCUGGACACGCCGGAAAAAAGACAACGAGGAAAAAGUUGUUGAAGUAACUUUUGCUUUGAGAAAACCUCAAAAUCGACUUUUAACUUUUGGAAUUUAUGGCAGAAAUUUUGGAAAUGAUUCACCACCAGAGAGGAACACUAGCAGUUCAGGGGCUGUUACUUGGUUUUUGUUAAUUUGUGUUAUAGUUUUAUCUACUGUUACUAUAACAUAGUUCUGAAUAAAGUAAAAAGUAAUCUGCUUAA
This is a messenger RNA of Zophobas morio, 1833 nucleotides long. RefSeq names its product vanin-like protein 1. The record is from RefSeq and is a predicted model, not a curated record. Lineage: Eukaryota; Metazoa; Arthropoda; Insecta; Coleoptera; Tenebrionidae. The coding region runs from base 246 to 1802 and encodes 518 amino acids. The transcript has 6 exons.